UGAAAACCUAAUUUGCAUACAUCUGAGACAUGAACAGGUGUUACACAUGAAUGGAUUCUAUUCACACAUUGUCUAGCCUUCCAAUCAGAAGCCUCAAAACACAGGUGACUGACAGGUGGAUAGGAACUGUUGUACUAUGGAGUUUUAAACAGAGAAUAAGUGAAAUCCAAAUGAUUACAGGAGAGAAAACCCCAUUCAUGGUUCACAGAUCACUGAGUUCUCUCCUAUCUGUAUGUGUGGAUAACUAUGUGCCUGAAUUAUUGCUCUAGAUCAUAAAAAAAUAUAUGUUCCUAUGAUUUUAAGUUCUCUAAGACAGUUACUUGAAUGGCUUUAGUUCAUCAAUUUUGAUCUUUGGUCAAAGCAUCACAGCUGAAGGAAUGAAGGAAUAUUCCAGUAGGAGGGACAUUUUCUGCAUGAUUGUUGCCUUGUGUGAGAAAUAUCCUACAUCUCCUAGUGGAUGAGCAUUCACAAGUGCCUGCUCAUGUUGAAAGAGUCAGGUCCUUGGGUGUUAUGACCUGGAGGCGUUGAGGCUAGCCUUGUAUUAGUAUGUGCAUGUUUAAUCACUACCACAGCCCAUCAAUUCACCCAGCUGAUUGAAAUUCAAAUCAGGCCUUCAAUGGGUAGUCACCAAGACGUUCAAGAUAACUCAGAAUGGCUCCAAAAUGGUCUUGUUGAGGCUAGCCAAGGCUCUAAACACCAUCCCCACAAGGGGAAUCGUGAUUUUAAAAAUGGGAUAUGCCAUGACUCCUCUAAACUGUCAGAAAAUGUGAACGAAUUUGAAUCUAAGUCAGUGGGAGGAUUGUCAAAAAAUGAAAACAUCUGGCGCAUAAAUGACACAGAUCAGGGGGCAAUGAGUAAUUCACACCGAUGCUCUGGAGAGAAAUCCAGCCCUGAAACAUGUAAAAAGCCACCAUUUCGAGCAGGAAAAUAUGUGCCUAAAGAUUAUGUAUAUUCUCCUUGGAUAGAGGACAAGAAUUCAAGCCAGACGCACAAGGGAAAAUCCUCAACUGAAAAGCUUAGUACAUCACCAUUAGCAUCCCCACAGCCAUUUGUGACAGGGAAGUUCUCACAUAAAGAUUCUGAUUUAUACCUAAGCUCUGGGGAGAAAUAUUUAGGUUUCUAUAAGCCUGCUACUAAAGGGAAAUCCACUUCGUAUGAUAUAAUUGGUUACAGAGGGAGCUCUUUGUCGAGGAGUGGCCCAAAUUCACCUGACUCAUCUCGUUGCAUUUCCCCACUAGAGAGACUAAGUCUGCAUGAGAAUGAGAGAACACUGUCUCUUGGUAGAAUUACUAGGUCUUCCAAACUCAAGACUCUACAGGGAAGCAGUAAAAUUAGCCAGAGUGAUGAAACAGUUGGUAAGAGAACUCAAGCACCCAGGGUGAGACCGAAGAGUUCUGUUAUUGAGAGCAAUGAGAGAAGAACUAGAAAAACAUCAGGAAAUGCUUCUGCUAGACCCAAGAGCUCUGUCAUUGCCCAGAGCCCAAGGCUCACUCAAUCAGCAACAGGAGCUCUUAACCCUCUGCAUAGUGUGAUUCAGCAAAAUAGGAGAAAUCUAAGGGAAGGAAAUGCUAGACCAGAAUCAAGAGAUACUCUUUCUCCAAUGCAGUCACCAAAGACUUCUCCCAGGAGAUCUGGGAACUCUAAAUUACAGAACCGGCCUAAAAGUGCAGUGUUAUUAACACUAAGAGAUAACAAACAGGGGCACCAGGAUAGCUGUCGGUUUAUACGCAAAGGCUCUGACUCAAGUGAUAAGAGAAAUCGCCCUAAAAGUGCUGUGCUAUGUACUAGUGCAAGCGAGAGAACAUAUAACCAGGUUAAACCUAGAAAGGCCAGGCGAGUACCACAAAGAAAUGUGUACGUGAAAAAACGCAGAAAACCUGCUUCAAAGACCCCUUCAUCCCAGCACAAGAAAACAGAGAAAAAACUCAAGAAAGUGAAGGAAAAAGUUGACCAGAAAUUGACAAAAGGAAAGGACAUCCCCGAUGGUUUGCCUGAAGAAACAUCAAAGAAAUUAUUCUCUGCAUUUGCGGACAAAUUCUGUACUCGGAUAAGGAUAGAAAACAAGGAAGUGAUUAUUCCUAUUGCUCGAAGAUGCCGGGUCAUGGUCUGGAAAAUACGCCGAAUAUCAUAUGAUCUCUAUGAAAAGGUGACAUUCCUUAACCCGAUGGUAACUAGAAAACCCAAACUUCAACGACAGAAGAAGCUGUUCCACAUCCAUAAAGGCAAGAACUUCCUUCGUGCUGGGCAAAUGAAUACAAAUGUAGCCACAUGGGCAAGAUUAUUAAAAAGAGCUGCACCAGCAAACUGUACAACUAACUCCACUGCGCUGAGUCCCAACUCUGCCUCACAAGCACCUUAUCAAGGAACACCCGGCCGUCCCAACACAGGGAGUUUAACAGCAACACCCCCUCGAUCCCAACCGUACACGCCUGAUAACAAGGCUAAGUCUCCCAACACUUACACACCUACAAUAGAUAACCAGACCCCUCCCAAGAGACCUGCCGAGCGAGAAGUACAGGAUGCAUUAUCAGCAUUUGGUUUUCUGGACAGCCCAGGAAGUCCAUCCAUUCAGCAACCGCACCCCGUCAAGUCUAGACCCCCUCCACCCAUCCCAGUUAGACACAGGGCUCCAUCACCACCUAGUAAUACCAGUCACAUGUCAAUGUCCAACUUUAGAUGUAUUAGUGUAUUAGGUAGAGGCCAUUUUGGCAAGGUUAUUUUAGCAGAAUAUAGGAAUACAAAUGAGCUCUUUGCUAUUAAGGCUCUGAAAAAAGGAGACAUCAUAGCAAGGGAAGAAGUAGAAAGUUUAUUAGCAGAAAAGCGAAUAUUUCUCACUGCAAACAAGACAAGACACCCGUUCCUGGUUAAUUUAUUUGCCUGUUUUCAGACUCAGGAGCAUGUGUGUUUUGUGAUGGAGUAUGCACCGGGCGGAGACUUAAUGAUGCACAUACAUGCCGAUGUCUUUGCUGAAUCGCGGACAGUGUUCUACACAGCGUGUGUGGUGCUAGGUCUACAGUAUCUUCAUGAUCACGAGAUUGUGUACAGGGACUUGAAGCUUGACAACCUGCUGCUUGAUUCUGAAGGCUACGUGAAGAUUGCUGAUUUCGGCCUGUGCAAGGAGGAUAUGGGUUAUGGUGCUCGCACUGGCACUUUCUGUGGCACGCCCGAGUUCCUUGCCCCUGAAGUCCUGACAGAAACGUCUUACACACGAGCAGUGGACUGGUGGGGUCUUGGAGUGCUUAUCUUUGAGAUGCUAGUGGGAGAGUCUCCGUUCCCCGGGGAUGAUGAGGAGGAGGUGUUUGAUUCUAUUGUUAAUGAUGAAGUGCGCUACCCUCGCUUCCUUUCCACGGAGGCAAUCGCUAUCAUGAGACGGCUGUUGAGGCGGAACCCGGAAAGAAGACUCGGGGCCGCCGAAAAGGAUGCUGAGGAGGUGAAGAAGCAACCGUUCUUUAGGGAUAUGAGAUGGGAUGAUCUGCUCGCUAGAAAGAUCCGCCCGCCCUUCGUCCCCCAAGUGAAACACGCCGAGGACGUUAGCAACUUCGACGAGGAGUUCACAUCGGAGGAGCCCAUCCUGACCCCGCCCAAGGAGGCGCGGUCACUCAACCCGGACGAACAGGGUCUUUUCGCGGACUUCAACUACACUGCCGACUGGUGCUAGAACUCUCCAGCAACAGAUUCGCAAGUUGCCCUCUGCACAUGUGCAACCAAGCCCCCACUGACUGCGCAUGCGCAACCAGUUCUCCGACUGCGCAUGCGCAGUUUCCGUUGUGUUAUUGGAGGGGUGGGGAGGGUCGGUCUCGUCGUUUAGUUUUACUUUAAUUGAAUUUAGUCUACAAUUUUUUGUGACAGAGAACAAUUUUAUAAAGUGCCUGCUUUUUAUUUUUCAUAGCAAGUUUGGCAAUAGUACAAGUUGGGCUGAGGUGCGCACUUAUUGCUGUACCGGCCCUGAGAUAUAUACAUAUACAUAUUAUAUAUACGCUGUCACGCGUGUUGUACUAUAAAGAAAUAUGACAAGAGAUCAAAUGCGCAGAAUGACUGCGUGUAAACAAUAAACACGAAUCGUAAGA
This is a messenger RNA of Nematostella vectensis (starlet sea anemone), 4067 nucleotides long. RefSeq names its product serine/threonine-protein kinase N2. Bases 617 to 3658 code for a protein of 1013 amino acids. Gene Ontology annotation, molecular function: protein serine/threonine kinase activity; ATP binding; small GTPase binding. The record is from RefSeq and is a predicted model, not a curated record. The transcript is spliced from 16 exons. Gene Ontology annotation, biological process: protein phosphorylation; signal transduction. Lineage: Eukaryota; Metazoa; Cnidaria; Anthozoa; Actiniaria; Edwardsiidae.